This is a messenger RNA of Cooperia oncophora, 1410 nucleotides long. Lineage: Eukaryota; Metazoa; Nematoda; Chromadorea; Rhabditida; Trichostrongylidae. The record is from the annotation of a GenBank genome assembly.
AUGGUAAAUAUCGAUCGAUGUGAUCUCAUUCAGGGUGAUAGACUAUGGAUGUUCGCCAUUGGAUUAUUCUUGCAUCAACUCGGCGGUAUAACUUGGAUCGCAAUUCAUCAGCUUCUUGAUUCACUUGCAAAACUCAUUCUCACACCAGUAUUGGGUUCUAUGCUCGAUAAGACGAACAGAAAUAGAGGCAUGCAAGCAGUCCUGUUCGUUAAUAAUGUUGCAAUAUCACUGUCUGCUUUGAUAUUUUUCUUCAAUCUUUCCGAUUCAUAUCGAGUCGAAUCGAACUGGAUGAAAACGCUGUACCUUCUCUUUGCCAUUCUGUUCGGCUCCGUCUCUCGGGUAGCAUCUGAAGCUCAGAAGACCGCUUUUACCAAAGACUGGAUUGUCGUGGUCAUCGCAAAAACCAAAGGAGCUCGUCUGUCCACACAGAAUGCGGCUAUGACUGUUAUCGACCAAGCGUCCUCAUUUCUGACGCCUCUCAUAGCCGGUGUCAUGCUUGACUCCAUGAGCCGGUCUAUGUGCUGCUUGGUCAUCAUCGGAUGGAAUAUUCUUUCAUGGUCCGUCGAGGCAUCGAUGUUGCUUUGGAUUUAUCGGCGAGUUCCAGCACUCGCACAUCGAAUGCGUUCUGAUUCAACUUCCAAGGAGCCAUCUAUCGAUGAAACACCCUCACCUGCUGCGGCGUAUUCAGCAUACUUCAGACAAAGUUCAUUUCGUGCAGCUUUUGGCCUCGCACUUCUCUAUAUGACUGUGUUAGGAUUUGAUAACCUUGCACUCUCUUACGGUGCUUCUCAAGGAAUGUCCGCAUCAACGCUAGGACUAUUCCGUUCCAUAGGAUCUCUACUCGGGUUGCUUGGAGCCUUAUCAUAUACAGCUCUCGAACGAGUGCUUGGAUUACUGUGGACAGGUCUUAUAGGCCUUAUGCUUCAAAACAUGUUCAUUAACUUGUGCACGGUCUCUAUUGUGCUUCCUGGAAGUCCAUUCAAUGCGACAGGAUAUUUCUCAUCAUUGACCACUACAAAAUGGCUGGAUGGCGUUCGAUCGACCAUCUUUGGCGGGUUGUGGAUAGCGGAUCCGUCAAUCACCCAGAUCAUGCAGGAAACCAUUCCUGAAAGGGAACGAUAUUCAGUUUUCGGUGUACAAACAAGUAUCUGUGAAUUUUUCUCUGUGAUAAAAGAUGUUAUGGUGAUCGUUUUUCCGGAAACUAGCAGUUUUGGUGUCCUUAUUUCAAUUUCGUGCAUUUUCGUGUUCACGGGAUUCAUGUUCUACUUAUCCUACUUUAUCAAGGUGACUUGUAAUCGAUCGCGAUGUCGAUCUGGUGAAGGCGAGCUAAGAGAUUUGAAACUACCAGAACAGGAACAUCUGGUCAAUAAGAACCUUCUCGAAAACGGAUUAAUUGCUCCCGACGUUUAA